Rotaria sordida is the source of this 1410-nucleotide messenger RNA. The record is from the annotation of a GenBank genome assembly. NCBI's taxonomy places the organism in Eukaryota, Metazoa, Rotifera, Eurotatoria, Philodinida, Philodinidae.
AUGAGUAUAAACAAUGAUAAUAGAGGACAAUAUCAAGUUGUUAAUGUAAAUAAUAAUAUAAAUGAUUGUUCAUCAACAGAUGGAUUUCGUUUUGUUAAUAAAAAUGGUCAUAUUAAUGCUAAUUAUUUUUCUUUUGGACGUACAAAACAAAUGCAUUCAAAUAUAAUUUUAUUUGUUAUACAAGCUAAAUGGUGGCUUGUAUUAUCAAUUACUUUAUUUGGUUUUAUAUCAAGUUGGUUUAUAUUUGCAUUUCUUUAUUUUCUUAUAUCAAUUGAACAUGGAGAUUUUGUUUUAACUGAAGAAGAUGAAGCUUUAUUAGGAAAUCUAACAAAUUCUACUUAUAGAACAACACCAAUUGAAAAAGAAGCAUGUGUUAAAGAUGUACAUAAUUUUUUAAGUGCACUUCUUUUUUCUAUUGAAACUCAACAUACAAUUGGUUAUGGUUCACGAUAUAUAACAACAGAAUGUAUGGGUGGAAUUCUUGUAUUAACACUUCAAUCAUCAUUGGGAUAUUUAUUACAAGUUAUUGUAACACAAAUUGUAUUUAGUAAAUUAUCAAGACCAGUAGAAAAAUCUCAAUUUGUGGUUUUCAGUGAUAAAGCACUUAUUCUCCCACGAGAUAACCAAUUGACAUUAACAUUUCGAAUAGGAAAUUUAUCAGUUUCACAAUUAAUAUCUGCCAGUGUUCGUUUAUUAAUGAUUCGUCAAAGACAAACACUUGAAGGUGAAAUAAUUCCUCAUCAUAUCUAUGAUAUGGAAUUAACACAUCUUCGUAAUGGUCGUCUUUUUUUUCCUCGACCAACUGUUGUUGAACAUACUAUUGAUAGUCAUAGUCCAUUAUAUGGUAUUCAAAGAUCUACAUUAGAAAAAGAACAUUUUGAAAUAAUUGCAAUUAUUGAAGGUGCUUUUGAUCACACUGGAUUUUCAUGUCAUUUUCGUACAUCUUAUCUACCUAAUGAACUUUUAUGGGGUUAUCAAUUUUCAUCAUGUGAUUCAACACUUGAAGGUUUUGAUUAUAAAAAAUUUAAUCAAGUUGAAUUAGUCGAUACUUAUCCGUUGUGGAUUUAUGACGAUGAACAAAGUGAUGAUCGAACAAGGCCGAAUACACCAUGCAGUUCACCUGUUAUUUAUCGUAAUCCUUUUGUUCGUACAAAUCCAAGUAGAACAAAACAACAAAGUUUAAUCUCUAAAAAUCGGAUUCAACAUCUGACAACUAUUGAUUCAAUUGAUGCAGACGAUGAACUCUCCGAUUCAGCACGUCUUGUUGAUGUUGUAGAAUCGUUGGAAAAAAUAGAUUUAACAGCAGCUGUAUUUUCUAGUGUUCUAACAACAGCUGACCGCCUUGAUCUUUCCUUAUCAUCAACUGUACCGUUUUCUUCAAAUCGAUCACCAAUAUUUGCAAUAGUAUGA